Blepharisma stoltei is the source of this 343-nucleotide messenger RNA. Lineage: Eukaryota; Ciliophora; Heterotrichea; Heterotrichida; Blepharismidae. The record is from the annotation of a GenBank genome assembly.
AUGGUAAAAAUUCAUGCAGCAAGAAAGCUUUACCUCUUUUAAAGACGAUGUUAAUCAGAAAGCCAAUAAGGCAAUCCAGAACUUCUUAGGCUCCAGAGAAUAUUCACAAGAUGAAGUGCAGGCCUGGACAGCUCAGCUUUCAGAAGAAAUCGUCAAAAUGCUCAAAGAUCAAAACAGCAACUUCAAGUAUUGUGUUUCGUGUGUCAUUUUGCAGAAAGGAGACGCUGGAAUGCAUAUGAGCUCCACUUGCUUCUGGGACAGCGCGCUUGAUGGAAGUGUAGCGAUUAAAUGGGAAAAUCCUUCAAUGUAUUGCAUUGUCAAUAUCUAUGGCAUCGCCUUCUAG